Colletotrichum paranaense is the source of this 900-nucleotide messenger RNA. Its product is annotated as WSC2. Bases 1 to 900 code for a protein of 299 amino acids. The record is from RefSeq and is a predicted model, not a curated record. The transcript has 3 exons. NCBI's taxonomy places the organism in Eukaryota, Fungi, Ascomycota, Sordariomycetes, Glomerellales, Glomerellaceae.
AUGGUCUCUGCCAAGUCAGUCACUUUGUUCGGCAGCAUGCUGCUGGGCAACGUCAUGGGCGCCGACAACAUGGGCCCGGCCGCUUUCCUCUGGCCCCCAGACCGUGAGUGGUCUGCCGACGCCGACAACACGGCCCCUUGCGGAUCCACCAACGGCCCCGGUGUCCGCACCGAGUUCCCUCUCAUGAACGGCAAGCUUGCCCUUGUGACCCAGGACAUUACCCGCUCCGUCCACCUCAGUGUCUCCUACGAGAACGGUACGUGCAAAUACAACGCCCUUCUUUCUUCCACCCUCCGCCUUGGAAACAUAUACCUAACAUCCACCACACAAACAGACCCCAAGUCCGCCUCCGACUUCGAGACCUUCCUCGGCCCCAGCGAGGUCGGCAGCCUCGACCUCGGCCACACCUGCGUGACGGUCCCCAGCGCGCCAUCAGGAACCGCCGCCGGUUCCAACGCGACCUACCGCAUGCUCUACGUCUCCAACUUUGACCAGGACGAGUCCAAGCGCGAGACCUACUACGCCUGCGCCGACGUCACCUUCGUCGAGGUCUUUGCCGCCUCCAUCCCCUGCUUCAACGCUACCGUCAGCGACCCCGACGUCGACGUCGACACCACCGUCAACGUCACCACCACCGACUCGGGCGGCAACACCCCGCACACCGCUGCCGACUUCACCGCCACCGGCGAAUCCAAGAGCUCUGGUCUCUCCAAGGGCGCCAUCGCUGGUGCCGCUGUCGGUUCCAUUGCCGGUGUCUCUCUGCUCGUCCUUGCUGGAUUCUUCUUCUGGCGCAAGAAGGCUGCCAAGAAGGAAGCUGUCACUGAGCCCAUGCAGCAGCGCUGGGAUGCCGAGAAGGCUGUCAGUGACACUUCUUCCGUCAACAGCCGUCCCCAGCACUAA